AUGUUUGCCAAGACUACUCUCAUGAGCGCGAUGCUCAGCGCUGCGUCUGCCGAGAUGAUCUGGGACGGUCGCUUCAACGACUAUGCCUCCUCUGCCGACAUCGCCAAGUGGUCCUUCUCCAACCCCGUCGGCGCCUACCAGUACUACAUCCACGGCUCCGGCGCCGUGGCCGACUACGUCAACCUUGACACCACCUUCAAGAACCCCGCCGACACUGCUUCCAAGCAGGGUGUCAAGAUCACCAUUGACGAGACCGCGAAAUGGAACGGCCAGACCAUGCUGCGCACCGAACUCAUCCCCGAGACCAAGGCAGCCAUCAACAAGGGCAAGGUCUACUACCACUUCUCCAUCAAGACUGCUGCCGAGAACGCCCCGACGGCCACCAACGAACACCAGAUCGCUUUCUUCGAGUCUCAUUUCACUGAGCUCAAGUACGGCGCUUCGGGCUCGUCCAACACCAACCUUCAAUGGCACGUUGGAGGUGUCUCCAAGUGGGACGUUGAGCUCGUUGCCGACGAGUGGCACAACGUUGCCUACGAGAUCGACUUCGAUGCCGGCUCCGUCGCCUUCUGGCACUCGACCGGCAGCGAUGAGUUGAAGCAGACGGCCGGACCCUUCGAUGCGAGCACCUCUUCCGACGGUAAGGACUGGCAUCUUGGUGUUCUGAGGCUGCCCGGUCAGGCCGACAAGGACGGUGCUGAGGAUUGGUUCUUCAGCGGUGUAUACAUUGAGGACGGAGAGCUUACCACCAAGAUUGGUGGUGGAGCUGCGGGUGCGGCUCCCGAGAAGCCUGUCCCCACUACCAUGUCCAAGGUUGUUUCUUCUGCUGCGCCUGCUGCUACUUCCUCCAAGGCGGCUGCUAGCUCAUCCGUCGCUGCCGCCGAGACUCCUGCUGCUUCUUCGAGCGCCGUAGUCUCUUCAUCCGCUGCUGCUGCUUCUUCGGUUGCUGCCCCAAUCAAGACCCCGGCUGCGUCCUCUUCUGCCGCCGCUACUAGCGCUGCUCCUGUUGAGACUCCUGUCGCCUCUUCUACCUCAUCUGCCGCUCCCGUAGCUAAGCCCACUGGCAGCGCUGGCUCUGACGCUGUUCUCCCCGAGGAGUUCACCAUCGCCCAGUUCGUCGCUUGGCUCAAGGCCAAGACUGGCAAGAACUAA
This is a messenger RNA of Alternaria triticimaculans, 1152 nucleotides long. RefSeq lists its product as uncharacterized. The transcript is spliced from 2 exons. The coding region runs from base 1 to 1152 and encodes 383 amino acids. NCBI's taxonomy places the organism in Eukaryota, Fungi, Ascomycota, Dothideomycetes, Pleosporales, Pleosporaceae. The record is from RefSeq and is a predicted model, not a curated record.